AUGACUGUCACUUACUCCAGUAAAGUAGCAAAUGCCACCUUUUUUGGAUUUCAUAGGUUGCUCCUCAAGUGGAGAGGCAGCAUCUACAAGCUCCUAUACAGGGAAUUUGUUGUUUUUGCCCUUCUUUACACAGCAAUCAGUUUGGUGUACAGAUUGUUACUUACAGGAGCCCAAAAACGUUACUUUGAAAAAUUAUCAAUUUACUGUGACAGAUAUGCUGAACAAAUUCCAGUAACCUUUGUGCUUGGGUUCUAUGUGACUCUGGUAGUAAACCGAUGGUGGAACCAGUUUGUGAAUCUGCCUUGGCCGGACAGGCUCAUGUUCCUCAUCUCCAGCAGUGUCCACGGGAGCGACCAGCAUGGGCGCCUGCUCAGAAGGACGCUGAUGCGCUACGUCAACCUGACCUCCCUGCUCAUCUUCCGCUCGGUGAGCACAGCGGUAUACAAAAGGUUUCCGACCAUGGACCACGUGGUCGAGGCAGGUUUUAUGACAGCAGACGAAAGGAAAUUAUUCGACCACCUCAAAUCACCACAUCUGAAAUACUGGGUCCCCUUCAUUUGGUUUGGGAAUCUUGCCACCAAAGCCCGGAAUGAAGGUAGAAUCAGGGACAGCGUCGACCUUCAAUCAUUGAUGACCGAGAUGAAUCGGUACCGCUCCUGGUGCAGCCUCUUAUUUGGCUAUGACUGGGUUGGCAUUCCGCUGGUUUACACACAGGUUGUCACCCUGGCGGUCUACACGUUCUUCUUCGCGUGCCUCAUUGGAAGGCAGUUCCUGGAUCCCACCAAAGGCUACGCGGGCCAUGACUUAGACCUGUACAUUCCGAUCUUCACCCUCCUCCAGUUCUUCUUCUACGCGGGAUGGCUCAAGGUUGCCGAGCAACUGAUCAACCCCUUUGGAGAAGACGAUGACGAUUUUGAAACAAACUGGUGUAUUGACAGGAACCUGCAGGUCUCCCUCUUAGCUGUGGACGAAAUGCACAUGAGCCUGCCCAAGAUGAAGAAGGAUAUUUAUUGGGAUGAUUCUGCCGCUCGGCCCCCCUACACACUGGCAGCGGCUGAUUAUUGCAUACCCUCAUUUCUGGGCUCAACAAUCCAAAUGGGGCUGUCCGGGUCCGAGUUCCCCGAGGAGGACUGGCUAUGGAACUAUGAGAAGCACGGCCACCGGCGCUCGGUGAUGAGGAGAGUCAAGCGCUUCCUGAGUACCCACGAGCACCCCGGCAGCCCCAGGAGGAGGACUUUCGGCAGGCAGGCCAGCGACAGCUCCAUGUUCUUCCCGCCCAGCCCAGCUCGGGAUCUGUUGGACGUGCCUCCGAGAAAUCCCCACCGAGCCUCUCCUACACGGAAGCAAUCCCACUCCCUAGAGGGCAGCCCUAAACUGCAUUCCAGCAUGGGCGAACUGUCCACCAUCAGGGAGACCAGCCGCACCAGCACUUUGCAAAGCCUGACCCCGCAGUCCAGUGUGAGGGCCUCCCCUACCAAAAUUCCCCAGGUCCCUGAGGUCCUGAUCACAGCGGCUGAAGCACCGGGGUCCUCGUCAGAUAGCCAUGAUCAGGACUCUGCUGCCUCCAUCUUGAGCCUCGAGUUCACUGGGGUGCAACCUAGCAGGACCGAGCAGCAGGAAGACCCCUCAGGGAAGGAGACGCCAUCUGAGGACCGCAAUCCUCAGGCUGUUUCAGCCAGUACUGAAAGAGACUUGUUUACCUUUGAGGAAGAUCCGUGUGAUGACAGAUUCCCCCAAAGGUGGAGCCUUCCAGAGUUACGGGAGUCCAGGCACACCUCCUUGGGAAACUUAGGUCCAGAUCCUGUGAGCCCCGGAACAGCUCUCUUACCUGACACGGGAACAUCCUCAGAGACCAGCGUAAUCCGUCCCAGGGCUAGCUCUGGGGUCUCUCCUGACAUCCUGUUCUUAAUGGAAAACUUGGACACUAAGGAAACAGACAUCCUGGAGUUUAACAACGAGCACCCUGAAGAAUCACCUAAGGGAACACCGCAGCGCCCCAGGACCUGGUUCUAGUUCACCUUCCUCCUCUACACAGCUGUCAGUACCAGCUUGGGGACAGCCCCCAGGAGCUGUUAUUUUUCAGUGUUUAGAAAAAUAACCCUGGGCUGGAGAGAUGGCUCAGCCGUUAAAGGCUAGGCUCACAACCAUAAAUAUAAAGAAAAAUAAUCCUACUGUACAAGCUUAGAACUCUGAAGGGCAUUAUGGUCCUGCAAAACUCAAACGCAACCACAUUGUCUAACGCAAAGGGGCUUUCACGGAAGUUGUAUGGCCCAAAAUGAAUUAUCAUAACCAAAUAUGGGAUCUCAUAUAAAUGUUCAUGGCUUAUAUAUCCAUACAUGAUUGAGCUUUGGACAGGACCAUACAGAUCAUAGUCUAAUCUCCUAGAAGCAAAGGCCCAGACACAAAGGGUCCCAUUUCUUUCCUGGUUCCAUCCCAUACCUCUCUUUCUUUAGCUACAGAGACAAGGCUAGACCAUGCCAUGCCCAGAGACCCUUUCUGCUUAGAGCUGUUCAACUGAAGCUUCCUGCCCACCCAACCACACUUUCUGUAACUAUUGUUACCAUCUUUCCUGAGCUCCUAUACAUCCUCAGCAUCAGAAAGUUCUGUCUCUCUUUCAUUACUAUUUUUAUUGUCUUCAUUUUUCUCUCUUCAUCUUUUUUCUCUGCCAUCUUUCUUCUGCCCUUUUCCUUAGUCUAGCUCCUCCAGUGACUCUAAUCUGUCCCUCUUUCCAGGUUAUAUAAAUUUUCUCUUUUCAACUCUGUUGCUUACUUGCUGUCACAGUGUUCAAACUACGAGACACUGGUAAAGCCCGGUACAGGAAUCGAACGCAUCCCAGCCUUGCAGAAAGAGGUGCGUGUGUGCCGAUGGUAUCCACCAUCUCAAACCUGCUGCUUCUGCUCUUCCAUCUUGGAUACUGGAGAAGACUGAGUCCAAGAGGAUCUGAAAUCCGCAUAGCCUACUGCUACAUCCCCAAAGGAUGACACGGUUUCAUUCUAUUGAACUCACACACAGUCUUAAGCAAAAACAUCCCAAUUGUGCCACAGCAUGGGACCAGUUACUGAGUCUGCUGGGUUGUUUUAUAUGACGUAGGAUAUUAAGCUGGGUGGACUACAGGGUCCAUGGCUGCGUGAUGACAACAGACUGUUGCCAGCUUCCUUUUCAGAAGUUCUUACGUUUUGUUUUGCAAGCUCCCGGCUUUGAAAAGUGUGGCUUUUCUGGGUGCCAUCUUACCCAUGUGUCAUAUAAUGGAACUUGACGUGUGGCUUGGUUGGCUGUCUCAAUGCUCCACGCAGCCGUAUCUGAAGUUCACAUGUGAGUUUCCAAUCCUUGAAGGAUUCCCAUGGGACCGACAUACCCUUAGCCCCAUUUUAAAGAUGAAAAUAGAAGCAAUGGAGAACUCAUUUUCCCGAACCCACAUAGCUGGGCUCACACUUCCUCGCCACGCCACUGUAAGACCCUGAAUCUGCUAGCGAUUUGCCCCCAAAUUCUAGAGGACGCUCCAAGGUGGCUGGCUAGUCACGGGUUUGUGCCAAACCUCUUCAGCCUCGGAACCUAUCUGAAUCCUCCCUGCCCCAAACAGUUUCCAGUCACAGAGGAGAGAAGAGCUUUCUGUCGUUGAGCCCUUGCCACGGUUCUCCCCUUUCCCUGUGAAAGCUGGCGGGAGCCUCUUUUUUUCUUCCCUCACCUUGGAGUCCUGGUGUGUUGGGUUAUAGUGACAUUAACACAAGAGCUCAAUUCUCAGCAGGGGCUUUUCUUCAAGGACUAAAAUGGUUUGCGAUUAGAAGACGUGCUGUAGGUGAAUGGUUCUCUAUGUUGGCCCAUACUGUUAGCGCCCAAGAAAGGACUGUAAUCCCCAAACCAUCACGGACAGACAGACAGACAGACACAAGCCCCAUGGUGUUUCUAAAAGACCAGAGUCCCAACCUUUCCCCAGUCACCAUUGUCUUCAGACACUUUUCUUGAGUGCUUCAAUAUAAAUCCCUCCAUUGGCUUCUUUGGCUCUGUUUGCUCACGUAUAAAUAAGUUUCUACUUAGCUAUCUUUGAAGAAUAAUCAGUCUUUAUCCUUAAAUCCUCAGUUGUCAACUCUACACAGAAGAAUAGUUUUAUGGAGAAACGGGACGGUGUUCAUUUAUCUAUUCCUGUGCAUCUCUUAUCCACUCUCAUUCCAGAGAAUUUUCUGUUAUUCAAUAUUUUUUCAAAUUUUGGGAUGGCCUCCCAUUUUUCUCCUCACGCUGAAAACUGAAUUAUGACUUGCUCAAAGAGCCCAAAGGAGGAGAUUUUCCAUUCUAGAAUGAGUCUUUAUCCUGCAUGGCCAAGGCUGCAAAAAUAAAAGGAUUUAUUCUCUUGUG
Microtus ochrogaster (prairie vole) is the source of this 4350-nucleotide messenger RNA. RefSeq names its product bestrophin 3 (gene Best3). Gene Ontology annotation, molecular function: chloride channel activity. The record is from RefSeq and is a predicted model, not a curated record. Lineage: Eukaryota; Metazoa; Chordata; Mammalia; Rodentia; Cricetidae.